AAUACUGACAUUUGACUUUGACAUUAUUGAAAUUGGUAGGUACAGUGUACACAUACAUUGGUUCAUAAAUAAUUACGAAUUUGUUUCUUCACUUGAUGUAAAAUGGCUUCAAAAGUAGCUGUCGUAACAGGAGCUAAUAAAGGCAUUGGAUUUGCUAUAGUACGUGGCCUUUGCAAGCGUUUUGAUGGUGUAGUUUACCUUACUUCACGAAAUAUUGAGCGCGGUAAAAACGCCGUUGCUGACCUUGAGAAGGAAGGAUUAAAACCAAAUUAUCACCAACUGGAUAUUACAGACAAGGAUAGUUUGGAAGUAUUUAGAGACUACAUUAAGAACAAAUACGGCGGAAUUGAUGUAUUGGUAAAUAACGCUGCUAUUGCAUUUAAACAUAAUGCUACUGAGCCGGCAGCCGUGCAAGCUAAGGAAACUUUAUUCGUUAACUACUUUUCUUUGGUUUCUACAUGUGAUAUCUUAUUCCCAAUCCUCAAAAAUGGUGCUCGAGUUAUUAAUCUGUCGAGUUCUUGCGGUCAACUAGGUCUAAUUCCAAGUAAAGAGUUAAAAGAGCGUCUUAAAGAUGAGAAAUUAACUGUUCCGGAGUUGUCAGACUUGAUGCAACAGUAUGUGGAUGCCACUCAGCAAGGAACGCAGGCCGCUGCAUGGGGGAACUCUUCAUAUGUGGUAUCUAAAGUUGGUGUGUCUGCACUGACUAAUAUACAACAGAGAAUGCUGGAGAGUAGAGAUAUUAAAGUGAACUCGGUGCAUCCUGGCUAUGUUGAUACAGAUAUGACUUCCCACAAAGGACCGCUUACCAUAGACCAGGGUGCUGAAGCUCCAUUAUACUUAGCUCUGGAUGCUCCUGACUCUGUCCGAGGAAAAUUUGUCUGGCACACAACAAAGAUUGUUGACUGGGACUCUGAGAAACCUUUGUAAAUAGUUAUAAGGUCUAAUUUCGCAUGGAACUAACUGUGGAAGCAAAAAUUGCAAAUGAUAUGCUUAAUAUUAUAAUUCUAAGAGUAGAUAAUAAACUGAUUGUGAUAUAAUGUGCAUUAAUAUGGUCCAAGACCGCAUUGCAAAUAUAUAGUUUUUAUAAUUUUGAAGAGAUCAAUUUCUUGUUCAAUUCUCAAUAAUCUAAGCUUUUAUUAUUAUUAGUUUAUUAUUUAUGUUGGGGUUGCCAGAAAUAAAAAAACAUUCAGUAAUGGUAGUGUUAUAGAAUAUUCUUUGAAACAGCAUCCUACUUUACUAAUGGAAAGUUUGGUAUUACCCAGUGUUCGGGAUUAGCUCCCCAACUUUUUUCUCCUAACCUGGUUACCUUAUAUGUCUUUGUUUAAGUAAUAUAUCGAAAUAAGUAUUAUGUAUGAAUACUUGUACAUUUCAUGUACUAAUACAAGUACUUUGUAAUACUCUUAUCGUUAAUAUACAAAUAAAUCAAGCUUUAUUUCCUGUUUUA
Molecule: messenger RNA, 1444 nt
Organism: Spodoptera litura
Lineage: Eukaryota; Metazoa; Arthropoda; Insecta; Lepidoptera; Noctuidae
Product: carbonyl reductase [NADPH] 3
Molecular function (GO): carbonyl reductase (NADPH) activity
Source: RefSeq, a predicted model, not a curated record